This is a messenger RNA of Galeopterus variegatus (Sunda flying lemur), 1224 nucleotides long. RefSeq lists its product as uncharacterized. Lineage: Eukaryota; Metazoa; Chordata; Mammalia; Dermoptera; Cynocephalidae. The record is from RefSeq and is a predicted model, not a curated record.
AUGGUGGAGGAGCCCUUUGUGAAGAGGUCACAGCUCUGUGAUGCAGGCCUGGGCUCUAGAACCAAAGGCAACUCCCAGAGCUCAGUGGCCUGGGAGCAGCAGUCGUCAGGUGGAGAUGAGGGGCAGCAGGAGCAGGAAGAGAACCUCUCUGCAAGGGAAGGCUCUGCCCUUCUGCUGGAGCCCUGGAGCCACCUGAUGGAAAUCCCCGAUCCUCUGGGUGAGGUGUGCAAACCAGCACCUGCCAGAGUCCAGCAGCCAUGCAGGGAGCAUGUGGAAGACGCUGGUCCCAUCACCUUAUCCCCAGUGGAUGCCCCAGCUCCUCUGGAUGAGUGUCCUCUGCCUGUGGCCUCCACCCUAUCACCAAGCCCAACAACCUCCCUGGUUUCUUUUGGUUCACAUUUACCCCUGAGUGCCUCUGGACCACCAGAGCCUUUGCUCCCACUAGGCCUCCUGUCCCCCCAGCCACUUGCACUUGUUCCUCCCUAUCACAACCCGGACCCUGUCUUAGAGGUCCACUUACAGCAGAAAUGCAGCCAGCUCUUCUGGGGCCUCUUCUUUCUGUACCGUGAGUCUCUGGUGGCUACAAUCAGAGUCUCUGGUCCCCAACUACAGUUUCUCUCUGUUUUAUUCAAUGAACUCUCUAAUUACUUUCAGGUACAAAUUCAGACUCAAGUGUCUCCACAACUUUUUCAGCCCCAGUUCUGUCCCCGCCUCUCAGGAGACUUCAUCAGCCCUGAGCUCUGGGAGCACCUAGAGCAACACCUUCACCAGAGGUUGAUUCAACAUUGCUGUGAUAGCAGCCAGAACAUGCAGAAAAUGGGACCCAUGAGUCCAGCCAUGUUAUGCUUAAGGAAGGUUCUAGGGACCAACUCUGAGAAAAAGUCAGAAAGCGACUGGAUGAGGCCAUUGAGAAGUAACUCAGGAAAGGAUUCAAGGAGCUCAGACAAGAAGCAUCUAGAAGAAACUGGAAAUCUAGCAUCCUCCGAGGGUGAGGUAUCCCAUGUGAACACCUCCCAGGAGCUUUCCCUCCUUGACCUGCAGCCAUUGGUGCUAGAAGCAUGUAUUAAAAGUUUUCAGGAAGCCCAGAGGUUUGCCUACAAGACAGAGACCUCAUCUGGUGACAAGCAUGGGCCCUCAGAGGCCCCUCCAACUGGACAGAAGGUGCCCACACCCUAUGACACCACCAGCUCCAUGGGCACCUUCACUUCAGAAAUCGGGCUCUAA